AUGAUAUUAGUUUUAGCAGUAGGUCUUAUAUCCCCGAUAAAAUUCAAUGAGACUGAUAGAGAACACGCUACAUUGGUGAACGAGAGCUCUAAUGCGAAUUGGACCAAUUGUAGUAAUUUUGUAGCUAACACUACUUUGGAUCCUAAUUCCAUUAUUGAUAUCGACUGGACGAUCUUCUACUUCUGGAGCUUAGAACACGAGGAUAGCUACACCAUGAGGUUCAGCGUACCAGAUGUAUUGUUAUUGAAGAGAAUAAGGGAGACCAUACCGUAUGAACCACAUCCCGCGGUGAACUGGUCGAACGCAGAGCUUUAUAUGGAGACGUCCAUUGACAUGAGCGGCGUGUACUUCAAGACUGAUACACCAGGACUGUACCGGCUCAUACCGACGUUGUUUACAGAAUUGCAGGUCACCGAAAAACUUAUUUUUGGAAUAAAACUUGUGGAUGGAUACCUUGGCUUGAUGAACUGCCGAGGACAAAUAGCGUAUGCCUUAGCACCAGUGUCGAAAGUACCCAAGAUAGAUGAGCUACAUGGAGCUGCAGCUAGAAUUGGGUUUUGGAACCCAUUCGGCCGUUCCUACCUUACCCAGAAGAAGGAGACGUACUUCAAGGAGGAGGAACCAGUUCCGGCUGACUUGGAUGAUGAUGAUGAUGAAGUGCAAAUGGAAAUAGCUAAAGAUAAAGCAGCUUUUGAUAUUUUUUGA
Molecule: messenger RNA, 705 nt
Organism: Chilo suppressalis (striped riceborer)
Lineage: Eukaryota; Metazoa; Arthropoda; Insecta; Lepidoptera; Crambidae
Source: the annotation of a GenBank genome assembly